Molecule: messenger RNA, 1245 nt
Organism: Drosophila takahashii
Lineage: Eukaryota; Metazoa; Arthropoda; Insecta; Diptera; Drosophilidae
Gene: eIF2Bbeta
Product: eukaryotic translation initiation factor 2B subunit beta
Biological process (GO): translational initiation
Cellular component (GO): eukaryotic translation initiation factor 2B complex
Molecular function (GO): guanyl-nucleotide exchange factor activity; translation initiation factor activity
Source: RefSeq, a predicted model, not a curated record
GCUCGUUUAUCGAUAACCGAGUUCCGUGUGGCGAUUUCGUUAGCAUAUUUACAGGUAAAUACAGGUAACUUGUUGGGCAAUUGUGAAACUCAGAGACUCAGAGAUCCAGGACAGGAUGCGGGAACAGCCACUGAAGGAGGUCACCCAGCUGAUCCACGCCAUCAAAGUGGGGAUGGUGGAGGGAUCCUACAACAUAACCAACAAGACGCUGGACAUCUUCAAGUACAUCAUCAUGAGCAAGAGCUGGCAGAACGCAGAUGCCCUCAUGCAGAUUGUGCGCGGCCAGUGCAAAAUCCUGCAGGCCGCUCUGCCCCAGGAGACAGUCACCUCGAACAUCGCCCGCCGGAUCCUGAAGCUGACCCGCGAGGAGUUCGACCUGCUGCACGCCAAGGUGCAGCACUUCGCCGACGACUCGCAGGCCUCGCUGUCGCUCCACAAACUGGUCACCCAGACGAGCGAGAGCAACGUGAGCGUGGACUACUCGGUGCCGCAGCAGGGACUGCGGGAGGCCCUGCUCGACCAUCUGCAGGAGGUGGAGACGGAGCUGGAGACCAGCUCGGAGAACAUUUGCGUGCAGGCCGAGGAGCAUGUCCACUCGUCGGAGAUCAUUUUGACCCUGGGACACUCGCGCAGCGUCGAGAACUUCCUCAAGCGGGCGAUCAAGAAGCGCCAGUUCCUCACCAUCAUCGUGGCCGAGUGUGCGCCGGCAUGUCGGGGUCACAAUUUGGCCGCUAGCUUGGCGGGUGAGAAGAAUGUGGAGAUCGUCGUGAUCCCGGAUGCGGCCAUCUUUGCCAUGAUGUCGCGCGUCAACAAGGUAAUCAUAGGGACGCACAGUGUCCUCGCGAACGGAGGACUGAGGGCCGCCUGCGGAGCCUACACGGUGGCCCUGGCCGCCAAGCACUACUCCGUGCCGGUCAUCGUGCUGGCGCCCAUGUACAAGCUGUCCCCGCUGCAUCUGUGCGAGCAGGACGCCUUCAAUAUGGUCGGCUGUGCGGAGGAUGUGAUACCCUACGACUCGAUUCCCGCCCGCGAGGCCAAGGUCUACAGUCCCAUGUUCGAUUAUGUGCCACCGGAACUGGUCACGCUUUUCAUAUCCAACACCGGUGGCCACGCCCCCUCCUAUGUGUACCGCCUACUCACGGAACUGUAUCAUCCCGAAGAUCUGGAGAUUUGAAAUCGUGUUUGUCUCGUUAUUUUUACAGAAAUCGACUAAUAAAGGCUGACCCUCAAAAUCCUUAGAAGCAA